CUACAAUCAUGUGACAUGCGCAGUCGGCCCUGUUGUUGAGUUUGUUAUGACAAGUCGAGGCCUCGGACUAAAUUAGGAGUGAAACCCCCGUCUCUGUCCGGGAGAAGCCGCGAUGGAGGGCAUGGACCUGGACCAGGAGCUCAUGCAGAAAUUCAGCUGCAUGGGCACAACAGACAAAGAUAUCCUAAUAUCGGAAUUUCAGAGGCUCCUCGGGUUUCAGCUUAACCCCGCCGGAUGCGCCUUCUUUCUGGACAUGACAAACUGGAAUUUACAGGCAGCAAUUGGAGCCUACUAUGACUUUGAGAGUCCCAGCAUCACUGCACCAUGCAUGUCCUUUGUGAAGGAUGUGACGAUUGGUGAGGGCGAGUCAGUUCCUCCUGACACACCCUUCACAAAGACCUGGAGGAUACAGAACACAGGUGCAGAGACAUGGCCACCUGGGGUUUCUCUUAAGUAUGUCGGAGGAGAUCAGUUUGGUCAUGUAAACAUGGUGAUGGUGCAGUCUUUAGAGCCCCAGGAAAUGACAGAUGUCAGUGUGCAGAUGCAAAGCCCUGUGUCUCCUGGCAUGUACCAGGGUCAGUGGAGAAUGUGCACAGCUACUGGACUUUACUAUGGUGAUGUAAUUUGGGUGAUCCUGAGUGUAGAGGUUGGUGGUCUCCUUGGCGUCACACAGCAGCUUUCAUCUUUCAAAGCUGAGUUCAACACGCAGCCUCACCGCAGCCUCCAAGGGAACUACAACCCCUUUGCCUCACCAGAGAAAAGCAAGUGCCCCAGCAGCAGCAACAACAGCGGCUUCCAUGAUGACAGUAUUCACAGGGCCGCAGAGGAACAUUGGCAGGGAAGCGCAAGCCAGCUACAGCAAGAUCAAAAUGGACUUUCACACAGCUCUGUGGAUAUAGUAGCAAACAGUCUACAGAGUAAUCUGUCAGUAGUCUCUGGUAACCAGGGUAUACAGGAGCCCUAUCCUUUUGGACACUCUUAAAUCAUGGGACUUGUCACAGUGAAGCAGCACUAAACCAUACCUCUGGAGUCUGUCACACCAGCAAGAAAAGGAAGAGGUUUUGUCAGUAGCUGGUGGUGAGUGUGGAGAUUUAAAAACACUUUAUGCAAAGUCCAGCUACACUUUGAGAAACCAGAGCCCAGCGCUCCUGACGUGCAGCUCAACCCACAUCCCAGACCCACUGGAUGCACGUGUGAAUGCAAAAUUAAAAGAGGAGUGCUAUGAGUCUUUGGAAUCGUCCCCCCACCCCAGCUUUUUUUUAGUUGUCAGAGUGAAAUUGAACAACGAUUACCCGGAGUGCGUAUUUGUGAAAUCUUGUGUACAAGUAUGAAUUGUGCAACUUGAAAGAGACUUUGGAGGAAAAGCCAUUUAUUUUGCCAACUGAUUCUCCAGUUUAAGCUCCAACUCUGGGUUUUUUGGACCAUAUCUCUGUAACUAAUAAAUAAUUUACUUCAUAAUUCACUUCUCACCUUAAGGUUUUAAUAUAUACUUUUAAGAGAUGGGCAACAGUAGCAUCCUCUAUAGAUAUAUUUAGAGGCCAGUCAGUUUUUACCUGAGGUUUUCAACAUGACGUGCACUUUGAACAGUCAUUUUUAUGCUUCAUAGUAGCUGUCAUUUUUGGAGUAUUUCAGUUUUCGUCCACUGGAGGGAGUCAUCUAUUACUCUGACAAGAGGGGAAUCAGGUCUGAGAGAUGGACAUUUUAUUUAUAGUGUGGCUCUAAUGAUUUAGUCUAGAUUACUGCACAGGAGCAUUUUUCUUAAGCUAGAAUGUAGAGUCAUCACUUUUAUUUUCUUCUGCCUUCUGCAGUCAAACAGGAUGUUUUUGAAGCGCCUUACUGUGAAUGGAUGCAAGCCAGAAUUUUAUUAGACUGAAUCUGAUUUGGCAAAAGACUCAAGGAGUCCAGAAAGACAGUGAAGGUUUCCUCUCACCUAUUAAUUAGUCAUUGCCGACACUUGGAAAAUACACACCUAUGAAAUAUCAGAAGGUUGUUGGCAGAAUAUUCGUUAUUGGUAAUAAAUGCAUAAUUAAAGAUCUAUGUUUUAUUUAGUUUAUACAUGCUUGCAUUAAAAUUAAAUACAGAUAACAGGACUAAUGUAGCCAAUGCCAUUGGACACUGAAUCCAAGCCAUAUGAACAGCAGCACAGACAACAUCAAAUAAUGAGAACGUUUUUGUCACCCUGCUCUGACCUUUCAUUUUAAAGCUGUCUGGGAUUCGUUUUCUUUUUCUUUUUAACUGAAUGUUU
Monopterus albus (swamp eel) is the source of this 2245-nucleotide messenger RNA. RefSeq names its product inflammation and lipid regulator with UBA-like and NBR1-like domains. The coding region runs from base 113 to 982 and encodes 289 amino acids. Lineage: Eukaryota; Metazoa; Chordata; Actinopteri; Synbranchiformes; Synbranchidae. The record is from RefSeq and is a predicted model, not a curated record. The transcript is spliced from 5 exons. Gene Ontology annotation, biological process: macroautophagy. Gene Ontology annotation, molecular function: ubiquitin binding. Gene Ontology annotation, cellular component: phagophore assembly site.